This is a messenger RNA of Solea senegalensis (Senegalese sole), 1262 nucleotides long. RefSeq names its product olfactory receptor 10A3-like. Gene Ontology annotation, biological process: G protein-coupled receptor signaling pathway. The transcript is spliced from 2 exons. The record is from RefSeq and is a predicted model, not a curated record. Gene Ontology annotation, molecular function: olfactory receptor activity; G protein-coupled receptor activity. Lineage: Eukaryota; Metazoa; Chordata; Actinopteri; Pleuronectiformes; Soleidae. Gene Ontology annotation, cellular component: membrane. The coding region runs from base 256 to 1227 and encodes 323 amino acids.
AGGUGUUUGACUUGUGAAUCCACACUAAAAUACCUGUUUGACCUGAAGAUUCCUGCCUCAACUCUUUGUUAUGUUUCCAGAGUGAGUUCUUUUAUUUUUGAUAGCCCAAGUACCUAGAUAGACAACUUAGUUGAUUUUCUCAAGUCUGCCAUGACACUGGCCUGCCUGAUGCGCAAAGGCAACUCAUUCCACCUUUUGUAAGCUUUGUCUUCUUUGUCUCAGGGACGACCAACAAUGACUGAUCUGCCAACCUGAAUGAGCAUGAGGGAGCGUACAGCUGUAGCUGGUCGGACAAAUACUAUGAGGGUGAAGAUGAACUCGACUUGUGUGUCUUAUUUCAUAUUGGCAGCUUACUUUGACACUGGUCUGUUUAAAUAUGUGAUCUUCCUGACUGUGCUGUGUUACUAUGUGUUAAUCAUUGUUGCCAACAUGCUGCUGAUCGUAGUUAUCUGUAUGAACAAAAGUCUACAUGAGCCUAUGUACCUGUUUGUGUGCAGCCUGUCAGUAAAUGAAGUGUAUGGUAGUACAGGCUUGUUUCCAUUAUUGCUGCUUCAAACUCUCUCCAAUGUUCACACCAUCUCUUUUUCUCUUUGUUUCCUGCAGAUCUACUGUGGACACACUUAUGUUUGUGUUGGAUUGUUAAAUUUAACCACCAUGUCCUAUGACCGUUACCUCGCCAUCUGUCACCCUCUGCAGUACAACACAAAUAUGACAUCUAAAAAGGUUGCUGUGCUCAUUGCUCUGUCAUGGUUGUUUCCUCUCCUUGAGAUUGUCAUUCUGAUAUCACUGACGUUGUCUCUACAGCUGUGUGGAAAUGUCAUCCACAAAGUUUACUGUGAUAACUUUUCUGUGGUCAAACUUUCAUGCUCUGACACCAGUGUCAACAACAUAUACGGCCUGGUGUUCACGGUGAUCGCCAUCAUCAUCCCAUUUGUCCUUAUUCUGAUAACAUACGUGAGGAUUUUAAUAGUCUGUUUCUCUGGUUGUAAACAGACAAGACAGAAAGCAAUCAGCACCUGCACACCUCAAGUGGCCUCGCUGCUCAACUUCUUCUUUGGGGUUUGUGUUGAAGUUCUGCAGAGCAGGUUUGAUAUGAACGGCACCCCUAAUAUUCUGAGAAUGUUUUUAUCUUUAUAUUUUGUCACAUGUCAGCCGCUCUUCAACCCUCUGAUGUACGGACUCAAGCUGUCAAAAAUACGCAACAUGUACUUCCGUCCCACCUCAUGACCCACUUCAGUGUAACAUCUGGCUUCCUGCUGCUG